Molecule: messenger RNA, 5549 nt
Organism: Pecten maximus
Lineage: Eukaryota; Metazoa; Mollusca; Bivalvia; Pectinida; Pectinidae
Exons: 5
Coding region: 10-1236 (408 amino acids)
Biological process (GO): spliceosomal snRNP assembly
Cellular component (GO): Cajal body
Molecular function (GO): U1 snRNA binding; U2 snRNA binding
Source: RefSeq, a predicted model, not a curated record
GCUAUUACCAUGGUGGAAAAACACGUUCGCAUACGUAUUUACUUCGGAAAUUUAUUGCAGACCCCAACAUGGCUUUUGGUUGACCACGAAUCUAUGCACACUAUCCAAGAUUUGGAAAAUGAAAUAAGACGACGAUUUUUUGGAAACAACAAUUCAUUUGUGCUGUUACUAGACGAUUGUGUUUUACCAAAGUGUGAAAAAACAGUUAUUUUACGAGAUAAUGACCGUGUAGUUGUCGGUGAGUGUGACCAUCAUAAAAUCCCACCCGAUCCUAGUUUAUCAUGUGUGAAGGAGAAAAAUAUUGUGCCUCACAAAUUUGAUAACACUGAGGAAACAAAAGAAAUUGAGCUGAUAGCAAAGGCAUCAGGCAAAAGUAAGAAAAAGGACAAAAAGAAGCAAAGCAAACUACAACUGUGUCAAUCUGUUAGUAAGAAGAAGGAGAAGAAGAAGAAGAAGGAAAGGGUUGUAUCCCCCAAUUUUGUUAAUGCAGGAGAACUCAAAACUAAGAAGUUGAAAAAGAAAAGAAAACUGGAUCAAUGUGAAGAAAGUCAUGAAAGUCAUCUACUUAAGAAACGAAGGAGACAAAGGCAAAAAAAUAAAAAGACUACUGAAGCAGAAGCAAGUGGACCAAGUAACAAAAAUAAUAACUCUUUUGGCAACAAACUACAAAAGCAAUUUCAUCCUAAACCUGCCAGAAAUGUUAUUGAUAUUUAUGGAACCAAAAAUAAUCAUAAAGUAUUUAAAGAAUCUGUACAAGAAUCUGUGAAUGGAAUGGAAGAUGAUAAUAUACCUGGGGAUGAACAGCAGGAAUCAUUAGAGCAGGCCAAGAAAAGGUUGUUAGAGAAAGUUAAACAAGAAUACCACAGUCUGACGGAUAAUUCCUACACAUUUGAUAGACAUCUGCUGAUUAAAGAACCUGUCGGUGAGAAUGUGCAAGGACAGACAUCAUACAAUAGUGUGCAACAACUUUCAAAUACUGAACAUGUGCAUGAGAAUGGACAACUUCAGCAACAUGGGAAGGAGCAGGUCAACACUGGCAUGUCUCUGGAAGCUGUUGGCCUUAAUUUUGACCACAAUUCACAAAUGAUAAAAAUUGAAACAAAACCAGGUGGAACAGAUUAUAAACCCCAGGGGAAGUUUCAUCUGGAUGAUGAUGAUGACCAUCUCCACAUAGAACCAAAGGUGUGUUUGCAAUGGGAGUCCCUUAAGGAAACAAGACUAUUGGACAUCGUAUAAAGCAGAUGAUCAGCAGAGGCCAUGUUGAGACCGAUUGUACAGUGUUAUCGACAGAACACAGGAUGUUGAGACCGAUUGUACAGUGUUAUAGACAGAACGCAGGAUGUUGAGACCGAUUGUACAGUGCUAUAGACAAAACGCAAGAUGCUGAGACCGAUUGUACAGUGUUAUAGACAGAACACAGGAUGUUGAGACCGAUUGUACAGUGCUAUAGACAGAACACAGGAUGUUGAGACCGAUUGUACAGUGUUAUAGACAGAACGCAGGAUGUUGAGACCAAUUGUACAGUGUUAUAGAAGGAAGACAAGAUGUUGAGACCGAUUGUACAGUGUUAUAGACAGAACACAAUAUGUUGAGACCGAUUGUACAGUGCUAUAGACAGAACACAAGAUGUUGAGACCGAUUGUACAGUGUAAUAGACAGAACGCAGGAUGUUGAGACCGAUUGUACAGUGCUAUAGACAGAACACAGGAUGUUGAGACCGAUUGUACAGUGCUAUAAACAGAACACAGGUUGUUGAGACCGAUUGUACAGUGCUAUAGACAGAACACAGGAUGUUGAGACCGAUUGUACAGUGUUACAGACAGAACACAGGAUGUUGAGACUGAUUGUACAGUGUUACAGACAGAACACAGGAUAUUGAGACCGAUUGUACAGUGUUAUAGACAGAAUGCAGGAUGUUGAGACCGAUUGUACAGUGUUACAGACAGAACACAAUAUGUUGAGACCGAUUGUACAGUGCUAUAGACAGAAGACAAGAUGUUGAGACCGAUUGUACAGUGUUAUAGACAGAUCGAAGGAUGUUGAGACAGAUUGUACAGUGCUAUAGACAGAAUGCAGGAUGUUGAGACCGAUUGUACAGUGCUAUAGACAGAACACAGGAUGUUGAGACCGAUUGUACAGUGUUACAGACAAAACGCAGGAUGUUGAGACCGAUUGUACAGUGUUAUAGACAGGAGACAAGAUGUUGAGACCGAUUGUACAGUGUUAUAGACAGGAGACAAGAUGUUGAGACCGAUUGUACAGUGUUAUAGACAGAUCGCAGGAUGUUGAGACAGAUUGUACAGUGCUAUAGACAGAAUGCAGGAUGUUGAGACCGAUUGUACAGUGCUAUAGACAGAACACAGGAUGUUGAGACCGAUUGUACAGUGCUAUAGACAGAACACAAGAUGUUGAGACCGAUUGUACAGUGUAAUAGACAGAACGCAGGAUGUUGAGACCGAUUGUACAGUGCUAUAGACAGAACACAGGAUGUUGAGACCGAUUGUACAGUGCUAUAGACAGAACACAGGAUGUUGAUACCGAUUGUACAGUGUUACAGACAGAACACAGGAUUUUGAGACCGAUUGUACAGUGUUACAGACAGAACACAGGAUGUUGAGUCCGAUUGUACAGUGUUAUAGACAGAACACAAGAUGUUGAGACCGAUUGUACAGUGUAAUAGACAGAACGCAGGAUGUUGAGACCGAUUGUACAGUGCUAUAGACAGAACACAGGAUGUUGAGACCGAUUGUACAGUGCUAUAGACAGAACACAGGAUGUUGAUACCGAUUGUACAGUGUUACAGACAGAACACAGGAUUUUGAGACCGAUUGUACAGUGUUACAGACAGAACACAGGAUGUUGAGUCCGAUUGUACAGUGUUAUAGACAGAACACAGGAUUUUGAGACCGAUUGUACAGUGUUACAGACAGAACGCAGGAUGUUGAGUCCGAUUGUACAGUGUUACAGACAGAACACAGGAUGUUGAGACCGAUUGUACAUUUUUUCAGACAGAACACAGGAUGUUGAGACCGAUUGUACAGUGUUAUAGACAGAACACAGGAUAUUGAGACCGAUUGUACAGUGUUAUAGACAGAACACAGGAUGUUGAGACUGAUUGUACAGUGUAACAGACAGAACACAGGAUGUUGAGACCGAUUGUACAGUGUUACAGACAGAACACAGGAUGUUGAGUCCGAUUGUACAGUGUUAUAGACAGAACACAGGAUUUUGAGACCGAUUGUACAGUGUUACAGACAGAACGCAGGAUGUUGAGUCCGAUUGUACAGUGUUAUAGACAGAACACAGGAUGUUGAGACCGAUUGUACAUUUUUUCAGACAGAACACAGGAUGUUGAGACCGAUUGUACAGUGUUAUAGACAGAACACAGGAUAUUGAGACCGAUUGUACAGUGUUAUAGACAGAACACAGGAUGUUGAGACCGAUUGUACAGUGUAACAGACAGAACACAGGAUGUUGAGACCGAUUGUACAGUGUUAUAGACAGAACACAGGAUGUUGAGACCGAUUGUACAGUGUUAUAGACAGAAAGCAGGAUGUUGAGACCGAUUGUACAGUGUUACAGACAAAACGCAGGAUGUUGAGACCGAUUGUACAGUGUUAUAGACAGAAUGCAGGAUGUUGAGACCGAUUGUACAGUGCUAUAGACAGAACACAGGAUGUUGAGACCGAUUGUACAGUGCUAUAGACAGAACACAAGAUGUUGAGACCGAUUGUACAGUGUAAUAGACAGAACGCAGGAUGUUGAGACCGAUUGUACAGUGCUAUAGACAGAACACAGGAUGUUGAGACCGAUUGUACAGUGCUAUAGACAGAACACAGGAUGUUGAUACCGAUUGUACAGUGUUACAGACAGAACACAGGAUUUUGAGACCGAUUGUACAGUGUUACAGACAGAACACAGGAUGUUGAGUCCGAUUGUACAGUGUUAUAGACAGAACACAAGAUGUUGAGACCGAUUGUACAGUGUAAUAGACAGAACGCAGGAUGUUGAGACCGAUUGUACAGUGCUAUAGACAGAACACAGGAUGUUGAGACCGAUUGUACAGUGCUAUAGACAGAACACAGGAUGUUGAUACCGAUUGUACAGUGUUACAGACAGAACACAGGAUUUUGAGACCGAUUGUACAGUGUUACAGACAGAACACAGGAUGUUGAGUCCGAUUGUACAGUGUUAUAGACAGAACACAGGAUUUUGAGACCGAUUGUACAGUGUUACAGACAGAACGCAGGAUGUUGAGUCCGAUUGUACAGUGUUACAGACAGAACACAGGAUGUUGAGACCGAUUGUACAUUUUUUCAGACAGAACACAGGAUGUUGAGACCGAUUGUACAGUGUUAUAGACAGAACAAAGGAUAUUGAGACCGAUUGUACAGUGUUAUAGACAGAACACAGGAUGUUGAGACUGAUUGUACAGUGUAACAGACAGAACACAGGAUGUUGAGACCGAUUGUACAGUGUUACAGACAGAACACAGGAUGUUGAGUCCGAUUGUACAGUGUUAUAGACAGAACACAGGAUUUUGAGACCGAUUGUACAGUGUUACAGACAGAACGCAGGAUGUUGAGUCCGAUUGUACAGUGUUAUAGACAGAACACAGGAUGUUGAGACCGAUUGUACAUUUUUUCAGACAGAACACAGGAUGUUGAGACCGAUUGUACAGUGUUAUAGACAGAACACAGGAUAUUGAGACCGAUUGUACAGUGUUAUAGACAGAACACAGGAUGUUGAGACCGAUUGUACAGUGUAACAGACAGAACACAGGAUGUUGAGACCGAUUGUACAGUGUUAUAGACAGAACACAGGAUGUUGAGACCGAUUGUACAGUGUUAUAGACAGAAAGCAGGAUGUUGAGACCGAUUGUACAGUGUUACAGACAAAACGCAGGAUGUUGAGACCGAUUGUACAGUGUUAUAGACAGAAUGCAGGAUGUUGAGACCGAUUGUACAGUUAUAGACAGAACACAAGAUGUUGAGACCGAUUGUACAGUGCUAUAGACAGGAGACAAGAUGUUGAGACCGAUUGUACAGUGUUAUAGACAGAUCCCAGGAUGUUGAGACAGAUUGUACAGUGUUACAGACAAAACGCAGGAUGUUGAGACAGAUUGUACAGUGCUAUAGACAGAAUGCAGGAUGUUGAGACCGAUUGUACAGUGUUACAGACAGAACGCAGGAUGUUGAGACUGAUUGUACAGUGUUAUAGACAGAACGAAGGAUGUUGAGACCGAUUGUACAGUGUUACAGACAAAACGCAGGAUGUUGAGACCGAUUGUACAGUGUAAUAGACAGAACACAGGAUGUUGAGACCGAUUGUACAGUGUAACAGACAGAACGCAGGAUGUUGAGACCGAUUGUACAGUGUUACAGACAGAACACAGGAUGUUGAGACCGAUUUACAGUGUUUAUAGACAGAACAAAAGAUGUUGAGACCGAAGUUUAUUUAUGAAUUUCAUAAGCUGAUUAUAUACAUGUAUAUUUUGUAUUGAAAUCUUGUUGACUGUUAUACUGAAUACAGAGAUACAGAAGACUAAA